Oppiella nova is the source of this 1292-nucleotide messenger RNA. The record is from the annotation of a GenBank genome assembly. NCBI's taxonomy places the organism in Eukaryota, Metazoa, Arthropoda, Arachnida, Sarcoptiformes, Oppiidae.
CACAUGACUGUUUGGGCGGAUAUUAUACACCAUUUGUCUCAACACUCCUCCACUUGUACUCCAUCUGAGCUAAAGAUAUGAUUCUUCUUGAGAUUAACAAUCGUGUCGUCGAAGACGUCCUUCGGCUUAAGAUACAGGAAGUCGAAUCCGGCAAUAAGAUAGAGUCAGUGGACGUGACGGUCGCCGACUUCGAUGGCGUGCUCUUCCAUAUAUCAAACAUCAAUGGAGACAAAGCGAAGAUCCGGAUCAGUAUUUCCCUGAAGUUCUACAAAGAGCUGCAAAGUCAUGGCGCGGACGACCUCUUGCGCCGAGAAUACGGUUCACUACUUAUGACACCUCCGGAGGACGGCUAUAAUGUCUCCCUUCUGUUCGACUUAAAGAAUUUGCCCCAAAAUUAUGAACAACUCAUCCAAAAGGCCGGACUUCUUAAGCGCAACUGCUUUGCGUCGGUCUUCGAGAAGUACUUUGAGUUUCAGGAGAACGGAACGGAAGGCCAAAAGAGGGCUGUUAUCCACUAUAGGGAUGAGGAGACGAUGUAUGUGGAGGCCAGACCUGAUAGGGUGACUGUGGUCUUCUCGACCAUCUUCAAGGACGAGGACGACAUCGUAAUCGGCAAAGUGUUUAUGCAGGAGUUCAAGGAGGGCCGGAAGGCCUCCCAAACGGCACCUCAGGUGCUCUUCUCGCAUAGGGAGCCACCGAUGGAGUUGCAGAACACAGAGGCCCGGGUCGGCGACAACAUCGGGUACAUCACAUUCGUUCUGUUCCCGCGACACACCAACAAGAACUCCAGAGACAACACAAUCAAUUUGAUCCACACCUUCAGAGAUUAUCUCCAUUACCACAUCAAGUGCUCCAAAGCCUACAUUCACUCCAGAAUGAGAGCCAAGACCUCAGACUUCUUGAAAAUUUUGAACAGAGCCCGACCUGAGAAGCAAAAUAUCGAAAAGAGAACCAUUACUGGCAAAAUAAUGAAUGGCCGGAAGGCCUCCCAAACGGCACCUCAGGUGCUCUUCUCGCAUAGGGAGCCACCGAUGGAGUUGCAGAACACAGAGGCCCGGGUCGGCGACAACAUCGGGUACAUCACAUUCGUUCUGUUCCCCCGACACACCAACAAGAACUCCAGAGACAACACUAUCAAUUUGAUCCACACCUUCAGAGAUUAUCUCCAUUACCACAUCAAACUCUGCACUGUCUAUGAGAGCCCACAGUUCUCGCUGUCACUCGUGAGACGUAACUCUAACACAACAUAUAAUUUCUUAGCGAACAUCACAUUAAUCCGAUUCUUGAGAUAA